Messenger RNA from Emericellopsis cladophorae, 3489 nucleotides. Its product is annotated as pre-mRNA-processing ATP-dependent rna helicase prp5. Gene Ontology annotation, molecular function: ATP binding; RNA helicase activity; nucleic acid binding. The record is from RefSeq and is a predicted model, not a curated record. NCBI's taxonomy places the organism in Eukaryota, Fungi, Ascomycota, Sordariomycetes, Hypocreales, Bionectriaceae. The transcript has a single exon. The coding region runs from base 1 to 3489 and encodes 1162 amino acids.
AUGCAGUCUGACCUUGUCAUGCAGCAUCGACACCGUGACCGCGAGCGAGACCGAGACCGCGACCGCAGGGAUGAUCGAGGGUUGCGGGACAGCCGGAGGCCGGAGCGAGGUAUAGAUGGUAGGGGAGACGAUGACUACUACCGCCGACGAGACAGGGACCGCGAUCGUCGCAGGUCGAGAGACAGAUUCACCGAUGGCAGGUUAAGGUCACCGGACCGGGGACCCGAUCGCAGUCGCGACGAUGGCAGAGAUUACCGCAGACGUCCCGACUCACCACCGCGAAGACGUGAGGAACCUGGCCGCGCGAGGCCACCAGCGGGAGAGAAUGGGAGGUCUGACGCUUCUCAGGUAUUUUCCCAGCAACGCGUCUCGUCUGCGAACACUCUUAACCGCUUGCAGGCUCCCAAACCCGCGGCCCCAGCGCCCAAGACCGAUGCCGACAAGAAAGCUGAACGACUGGCUAAGCUUGAGGCGUGGAAAAAGAAGAAAGAGAGUGAGGCGCAACAGCCAAAGGAUGUGAACCCCAGCCAGACACGGAAUCUUCUGGCUGAGAUGGACAAGAAGGCCACCGGCUCUCCAUCUUCGUCAGCGGCAGCCUCCCCUGGUCCCGAAUCAGCCACUGCGUCUCCUUCGACACCUGCGACCCCGUACGCCGGCAAAUUCGACCCCAAGGCUAUCGCGAAGCGCGCAGCGGCGCGAUCAAAUGAGGUCUCGCAAAAUGUCCUCGGUUCUGUCGAGGGCCAACCAACAGCGCCCACCACAGCCGCCAUGCCUGCGAAGAAGCCCAAUACGGCAUCGGUCUUGCCGGCGAAUCGCGCCAAGACUGGUGGUUUCGGCUUCGGAAAGGCAUCGGCCGACGACAAGCUCCCUGCCAAACGGAAACUGGAUCUGGACGAGGAGGAGACGUCGAAACGGAAGCUUACGAAACUUCCCGCGCUCCCGGUCGAAACAGACGAUACCCCGUACGCAGACCAGGACGAGGACGAUGAGUCGGAUGGCGAUGCCUUUGCUGAGAACGAGGAGGAAGCUGCUGCCGCCGCGCGCGCGGCGCAUGAGAAGCGCAUGCAGGAGGCCGAGGCGCAAGCGGGGGAGAAGAUGGAUACAGGGGGCGGCGAGCCAGCCGAGGGCGACUUGCAAAUGAACGGUGUAAUUACGCAAGAAACCAAGCCACCGGAGCUCACGCCUGAGCCCAAGGCUGCCGCAGCGCCCGCUGAGAAGAUGGAGGUGGACGAGGCGGACGAUGUGGAUCCUCUCGACGCUUUCAUGGCGGACCUCACCGAGCCCGAUGUCAGGAAGCCAGCUCAGAACCAGAGCAAGCUGCAAGAGCCAGAAGCAUACUUCAGUGACGAUGAGUACGUCCCCCAAGCGGAGGAGGAUGGUAGCGCGAAGAACUUUCUCGACAAGGUCAACAAGCGCAAGAAGAAGGAGAUUCCUGUCACGGACUUUAGCAAGGUCGACAUGAAGCCCAUACGGAAGAACUUCUGGGUCGAGCCGUCCGAGCUCAGUGCCAUGACAGAGGCCGAGGUUGACGACCUGCGUCUCGAGCUGGAUGGAAUCAAGGUCAAUGGCAAGGACGUACCGAAGCCCGUGCAAAAGUGGGCGCAAUGUGGUCUCACGCAGCAGACGCUCGAUGUCAUCAGUGAUCUGGGCUACGAGAAGCCCACGGCCAUUCAGAUGCAGGCCCUGCCGGCCAUCAUGUCCGGUCGGGACGUCAUUGGUGUCGCAAAGACGGGUUCUGGAAAGACGGUGGCCUUCUUACUGCCCAUGUUCCGCCAUAUCAAGGACCAGCCCCCUAUCAAGGACACGGAUGGUCCCAUUGGCCUGAUCAUGACCCCGACGCGCGAAUUGGCCGUGCAGAUCCACAGAGAGUGCAAGCCGUUCCUGAAGAUCAUGGGCCUCCGUGCCGUCUGCGCCUACGGUGGUGCCCCCAUCAGGGACCAGAUUGCUGAGCUCAAGCGCGGCGCUGAGAUUGUCGUGUGCACGCCUGGCCGGAUGAUCGAUCUCCUGGCUGCCAACCAAGGGCGAGUCACAAACUUGCGGAGGGUAUCGUACGUCGUCCUGGACGAAGCCGAUCGCAUGUUCGACAUGGGUUUCGAGCCUCAGGUGAUGAAGAUCUUUGCCAACAUGCGCCCCGACAAGCAGACGAUCCUGUUCUCGGCCACCAUGCCUCGCAUUGUGGACACGCUGACAAAGAAGGUGCUGAAAAGCCCUGUGGAGAUCACGGUGGGUGGGCGCAGUGUCGUCGCCAAGGAGAUUGAGCAGAUUGUCGAGGUCCGCGAGGAGUCCACCAAAUUUCAUCGCGUCCUCGAGCUGCUGGGCCAGCUGUACGAGAACGACGAGGAUGCGCGGACGCUCAUCUUCGUGGAGCGUCAGGAAAAGGCCGAUGAUCUGCUCAAGGAGUGCAUGCAAAAGGGGUACCCCUGCAUGUCCAUCCACGGAGGCAAGGACCAAAUCGACCGUGACUCGACCAUUUCCGAUUUCAAAAAGGGCGUCGUGCCCCUUCUGAUCGCUACGUCCGUCGCAGCGCGCGGUCUGGAUGUGAAGCAGCUCAAGUUGGUCAUCAACUACGACGCGCCGAAUCACUUGGAGGACUACGUACAUCGUGCUGGGCGCACGGGCCGUGCCGGCAAUACUGGUGUGGCCGUCACAUUCGUCACCCCUGAGCAGGAGAACUGCGCGCCCGGCAUCGCCAAGGCGCUGGAGCAGAGCGGCCAGCCCGUUCCCAAAGACCUCGAGGAGAUGCGCAAGACGCACCGCGAGAAGGUCAAGUCUGGCAAGGCCAAGGACACCUCGGGCUUUGGUGGCAAGGGUCUCGACCGCCUGGACCAGGAGCGCGAGGCCGCUCGCAUGCGCGAGCGCAAGACGCACAAGGCGGACGGUGACGACGUGGUGGAGGAGGAGAAGGACGACAGCAAGAAGAAGGAGGAGGAUGACGCCAAGGUGGAAAAGGCACUCGACGCGAUCAAGAACGCGACGUCUACUGUCACGGCCCGCACCAUUGAGGAAGACAACAUGCCGACGCCCGUAAUCCACAAGGGCCCUGCGCCGGGCAGCGACAAGGCCAAGAAUCCCCUCGACAAGGUCAGCUCCGCCGUCAGCGCCAUCAACUCCCGUCUCGGCAAGGCAGGGCAGCUUCGCGCCGGCCAGCCGAUUGACAACAAGGGACCUGACGCGGGCGCCUUCCACGCCACCCUGGAGAUCAACGACUUUCCACAGAAAGCCCGUUGGGCCGUCACCAACCGCACCAACGUGGCUAAGAUCCUCGAGGCUACAGGGACGAGCAUCACGACCAAGGGUAAUUUCUACCCGCCCGGAAAGGAAGUGCCGGCUGGCGCCGAGCCCAAGCUGUACAUUCUCAUUGAGGGUGACACCGAGGUGGUGGUGAGCUCCGCCCUCAGCGAACUGACCAGACUGCUCCGCGAGGGCACUAUCGCGGCAGCUGACGCGGAGGGCCGGACUGGCGCCACGGGAAGAUACACAGUUACGUAG